Messenger RNA from Hippocampus comes (tiger tail seahorse), 3873 nucleotides. RefSeq names its product GRB2-associated binding protein 2 (gene gab2). Gene Ontology annotation, cellular component: cytoplasm. The coding region runs from base 383 to 2413 and encodes 676 amino acids. Gene Ontology annotation, biological process: signal transduction. Gene Ontology annotation, molecular function: transmembrane receptor protein tyrosine kinase adaptor activity. The transcript has 10 exons. The record is from RefSeq and is a predicted model, not a curated record. NCBI's taxonomy places the organism in Eukaryota, Metazoa, Chordata, Actinopteri, Syngnathiformes, Syngnathidae.
AAAGUGUGUUUAAUUUAUUGGUUGUAGUAAAGAAUGUGAACCGGCAUACACCUUGAAAUACUUUGACUAAAAUAUUGUUGUUUGCCGGACGCCCAUCCCUCUGCGAGCCGGCCGUGGGCGUGGUGUCGAGUUGGGAAAACAAGCCGCAGACGCCCCGUGACACUGCCCCGCAUCAGUCGAGUUUCGCCGCAGAAGGAGCUGCCGAGGUUCGUCCGAUAACAUCUCCCCGACCGGGACUGCCAGAACCCCCCUCCUCCCCCGCCUUCUUCCUCCUGGUUCUGCUUAUCUCGGCUCGGAUGGGGGACAAGCGCGCGCCGACCGGGGCCGUCCUGCGUGUGUAGCCGCCUGUUGGGCACCGACGAACCGACUUGUUGUCGGCAAGAUGAGCGGAGGAGAAGUCAUCCUCCAGGGCUGGCUGAGGAAGUCGCCGCCGGAGAGGAAACUGCGGAGAUACGCAUGGAAGAAGCGCUGGUUCAUUCUGCGCAGCGGGCGUAUGAGCGGUGACCCCGACGUGCUGGAGUACUACAAGAACGACCACUCCAAGAAGCCCAUCCGGGUCAUCGACCUGCACUGCUGCGAGCAGGUGGACGCCGGCCUGACCUUCAAGCGGAAGGAUUUCCAGGACAGCUUCGUGUUCGACAUCAAGACCUCGGACCGCACUUUCUACUUGGUGGCCGAAACCGAGGAGGAGAUGAACAAGUGGGUGCGCGCCAUCUGCCAGCUGUGCGGCUUCAACCAGUCGGACGACAACAACCACGAUGUCCGCCUGCAACAGAUGCCGCGUUCCGUUGGAGCAGAUGAUUCCGGCUCGGCGGCCCCCCUGAGCGCCAUCGGCGGCGGCGGCGGCAAGUUGUCGGCACCCGUCCACUCCAGCCAGCCCGUGUUGUUCACCUUCGACGUGCCUGUGCGCCACUCGCACCACAGUGCCCUGUCCAACAGCGCGCCGCAGGACUACCUCCUCCUGCACCAGUGCAUGAGCAGGAAGACGGAGAGCGUGCGGAGCGCCAGCUUCUCGCAGGCCACGAGAAGCAACGUUUUCCUGGGCAGCGACUCGGCCGUCCAGAAGCUGUCCCACGGCUUCUCGCACUGCCUCAACGGGAUGGGCGCUCAGCUGCACGGCUUCUACAGCCUCCCCAAGCCCGGCAAGCAGCAGCAACUGCCGUCCGCGCCCGACGAUUCCCCUCAGGAGGCCUGCUACGUGCUACCCCGCGGCUACGAGGCCCACGGCGGCCCUCCCGAGCUGGACCUGGAGAACGAGGAGGUGUACUCCUUCCAGACGCCCUGCAACGCUCUCGCCGCCGCCGAGCGGCCCACCGACAACUACGACCUCCCGACGCCGCCCGGCUCCUUCUACCAAAUACCGCGGACGUUUGAUAAGAACCACAACGCGCUGACGCCGUCCAGCUCCGAGUCGUCCUGCGCGCCCCCGCCCAGGCCGCCCAAGCCCGGCUCGGACGGGCAGUGGGGGAGUCCGCACUCGCUCGGGAGCCAGAAUGGCGAUGCUUCGGCCGCCAUGUCGGUCAUCCCCAGAAGGAAUACGCUACCCGCCGUGGAGAACAUUAGACUGCACAGAGGCUCUUCCUUUGAAACGAGCAGCCAUCAGCGUCCUAUCCAUUUCAACAGCUCAGGCCAGUCUGUGGAGUCAGUCAACGACGGCUAUAGCUCGUACCUGAGGACCAGAACCCCCCUGACCCGCUCGGACAGCGGCAACUCGGAUGACAACUACGUGCCCAUGAAUCCCGGCUCGUCGCCGCUGAGCGCCGCCCAGGCCGACAGUCCCAAGAACGUGUACAUCCCCAUGAGCCCCGGGCCGCACCACUUUGACUUCCCGGGCUUCUCGGCCACGCUGCCCACCCGCAAGGGCAGCAGCGCCUCGCUGUGCCACCGGCCCGGCCGCCUCAGCGACGUCACACCGCCGCCCAUCAAUCGCAACCUCAAGCCCAACAGGAAGUCCAAGCCAACACCUCUGGAUCUGAAGAACAACGGCUUCAUUGAUGAGCUGCCGUUUAAGAGCCCGGUCACCAUGUCCUGGACGCGGCCCAUGCCCGCCAUGAACUCCGUGUCGUCGCAGCGUUGUCGCCCCAUCUCCACGCAAAGCAUCACCAGCACCGACUCUGCAGACAGCGAGGAGAACUACGUGGCUAUGCAAAACCCAGCGUCUACCUCGCCAGCCGUGAGCGGCACCAGCAGUCCGGCCCUUCGCAAGAGCGGCAACGUGGACUACCUGGCGCUGGACUUCCAGCCUGGCUCGCCCUGUGCACACAGGAAGCCGUCGACGUCGUCGGUGACGUCUGACGAGAAGGUGGACUACGUGCUGGUGGACAAGGAGAAGACGCAGGCGCUGCAGAACACCAUGCAGGAGUGGACCGACGUGCGGCAGUCUACUGAAUCCGCCAAGGCGGUCAAGUCUUGACACUGAGUACAUGUGACGUGUCCAUUACUGGGAAAGGGUGUGGUGGGGGGUGUUGCUGUUCGGACCACCCAAAAAGCCAUAACUUAGAGUACCUAUGCCUGUUCUCUGCCAUAAUUUAUUUUUAACCUUUGUAUGGACCAAAUAUGAGCCCUUUGUGGCAACGCAAUUUUUCCCCAUAGCUGCCCCCUCCUCUCAAAUUCUCCUUUUAGAAUCAACAGAGAACUGCGUGACACUGCUGUCGCCAUUUUACUCCAUUUUGAUGACGUAAAAGGAUCUCUUGAUUGGCUUAGUAGGCUCAAAACGCACAAGGCGUUUGUCACUAUAAGCCACUAUGAAGAAAAAUAGACAUUGAGGACAUAAACGCAGACAAGGAGGACAGCAAUGUAAGGUGUCCAAUAGUGUGGCACCGGGCCCUCUCUGCUGCAGGGGCUGUGCCCAAAUACCAAAUGUUAAACGCAAGUGUGGUCCAGUUGCCGACAUAAGCAACGUUUUGUUUUUUUUUGCUAUAUUUAGCAUAUAGCAACUCUAGCCACUCCAAUAAGCACGUUUCCACACAGUCUUUCCGCUCUCCUUAUGAAAUUAGCCUGUUUUGAGGGGGCGGCCCGAUGUCGUGCGAAUGAGCCACUGCUCACCCCCCUGCCUCGAAUGCAGCGGGUGCUUUUGACCUGAUGGUGAUUGCGCGUAGUCUGAAAGCGGAGGAUCUUGCCACAGCGCAGCUGCCAAGUCAUGGGUGGACAAAGUUGGUUUUGGGGGUGGGAUUAUGUGAAGGACAGUUUUGAUGUCACAAUUGGGCAAAAUUCUGAAUGGCUGAGCGAGCUCACAAACUCGGUUGUAGAAAAGUUGGAGACACCCGAUUUUUUAUAUACAAGAACAAAAAAAAAUUAUCUGGUUUACUUUAUAUGGCAAAAUGGAGCCCAAACAAGAGUUGAACCUUUAGGAAUAAAAGUCGCAAACAGUCCAAGUUUUGGUCAAACCCGAAACACUACGAAUGUUUCAGAGGUUGUGCGAUUUUGUGAGUCGGCUCAGUUUGUAUUUGAAGCCAAAGCCGAUUGAGUCGAGGCAAGGCGAGUUGAAUACCGCGUCCACGAUGCCUGCCGUGCACUGACCUUACCAAGAUGGCCGCUCCCUCGCCAUACAAGCCAUGUAGCCAUGCGCUCAGGCGCCUGACAAAGUGCACUCACGGAAAGAAAAUGGCCCCUCUUCAAGUCAGAGCGUCCACGGGUUUGAAUUGCCUUACUCCCACAUGAUUGAUUUGCCUUCCUUUGGUCUUUUUGUCGCAUUUAGGCACAAGUCCAAGUGUUUGAUUCGAACGAAAGCCACUUUGCUAGCUUAAUUGCCUCCUCAUGGUUUUUCUACCAAUUUUUACUGCUUUUUAUAUACAUUUUUUAAAACCUUUUUUCCCCUACUCUCAAGCAAGCUCUACGAAGUAGUAUUAAGUCCUCACUGAGAAGACCAAAAAA